AGUAUAUUAAUUGACAGAAUCAGAAACCACAUUGAUCCAAAAAAAAAAUAAGAAACCCCACCACCCCAUAAUGGCAGAGAAACCAGCAGCCAACGCCGACUAUAUGUACGGCCAUGGAAUGUUGGUUUUUCUGAAACCGGGGCAAGAGCGCUCUGUGGAGCUUCUGAGGGAGGAGAAAGAAAGAAGAAUUAUUUUACAUAAAAAGCGGAUAGCUCUACUAGGGGAGGAGGAAGCCAAGAAACUUCAGCAGGAGGAUUACGAGCGAGAGCAACCUCUGCUAGACCGAGUGCUUGAGAAGCAGACACUUGAUACUCCACUCUCAAUCUCUGAAUUACCAGUGGAUCCCAAGAUAGAAGAAAUGCCAGCAACCCUCGGCAGCUAUACGUGCUGUUUCGGAAUGUUGGUUUUUCCGAAACCGGGUCAAGAGCACACUAUGGACCUUCUGGGGGAGGAGAGAGGAAGAAGACAUCUGUUGCAUAAAAAUCGGAUAGCUCUACUAGGGGAGGAGGAAGCGGAGAAACUUCAGAAGGAGGAUCAUGAGCGAGAGCAACAUCUACUAGAUCAAAUUCACAAGGAGGGGAGUGCUAAGAGAGAAAAAACGGAACGACGACAUUAUCUGGGCCCUCAGUUCGUCGAGCUUACAUCCACACAGCGGCUUGAUUACGAAAAGAGGCUCCAUGAGAGCGGGGGGUUUGAUGUUGGGGAUAUCCCCGCAUAUGUUUCCAAUAUCCCUGUUAGACCAUUUGUGCUUGACAGCCCCAUGUUAGUGAAGAUGGUUGAAGGGUAUGCAAAGUUGGCCCUUGAUCAGCACAACAAACAUAAUAAUACAAAGUACCAAUUUGUGAAGGUCCUCAAGGCAAACAUCGGUGGUUAUAGUCCUGGUUGGACCUACUAUAUUACCUCUCAGGUCAAAGAUAUGGCUGGUUCUGGUUCUCCCACUCUCAACUUCCAGGCCGAAGUGAAUAGUUUGGAGGAUAAGGAAGCUGUCACGUCUAUUGCACCUGAACCGUAAUCCUAUCUACUCCAAGGGCAGGCGGAGAUUUCACAUUGCUGUUGAUGUUGUUUGUUGACUUGUCUUUACUUUUUGGGUAGUUGGUGCUUCCAAACUAAUGGUUAACUAUGUGUAUGACUAGAAUACUCUGUUCGGUUCGGUAUCGUGUUCUGGAAAUAUGACUGUGGUAUGGCAUUAUGGUCAGUUUAGGCUCAAAAGCUGUUGUUAAGUUUAGGGUGGUUGGUGCUUUCAACCUAAUGGUUAACUAUGCGUAUGACUGGAAUACUCUGCUAGGUCCAGUAUCAUGUUCUGGAAAUAUGAGACGGUAAUAUGGCAUUGUAGUCGGUUUCAAUGUGCUAACUGUUGCUCCGGUGAACUUCAUAAUUUUUCUCAUUCAGCAUUAUUGUUUUCUUUUCUUUUGCU
Messenger RNA from Rhododendron vialii, 1414 nucleotides. RefSeq lists its product as uncharacterized. The record is from RefSeq and is a predicted model, not a curated record. NCBI's taxonomy places the organism in Eukaryota, Viridiplantae, Streptophyta, Magnoliopsida, Ericales, Ericaceae. Bases 71 to 1012 code for a protein of 313 amino acids. The transcript has 6 exons.